CAGGGUCAGAUGGUGGAGAGGAACAAGAGCCCGGCCUCUCCCUCCAGGCCUGCGGCCCAGACGCCCAUAAUAAGAGACAGACCAGCAAGAGAAGGACCAACCAAGUCCAGUUACCGAGUGUGCCUCGUGGGUACUCACGGGAGACCCAGGAACCUGCGUGCAUCCUGGAAACCCAGAAUCGUUCAUUCUUAAGCUCCCGCGAGGCUGGGCCUACAGCCAGGUUCAAGGUGAAAAGGCGCAUCGCCGCCGUGUUGCUGAAGAAUACUCACAGGUGUGGGGACAGAGGACGAGCCACGGGCCGCGGCUGCUAGGGAUCUGUCGCUUGGCUGGGAAGGAGUUUAUGUGAAUCAGAAAUCCUGCCAGAAGAUUCAAGAAGCUGUAGAGGUGGCACAAAUCUGUGAAGGACCAGCAUGGGGAUCCUAUACUCCGAGCCCAUCUGCCAGGCGGCCUACCAGAACGACUUUGGGCAGGUGUGGCAGCUGGUAAGAGACGACAGCGCCUGCAUCAACGUGCGAGACGGCUUUAAUGGAGACACCCCCCUGAUCUGCGCUUGCAGGCGAGGACACCUGAGAAUCGUUUCCUUCCUUUUAAAAAGAAAUGCUGACGUCAACCUCAAAAACCGGAAAGGGAGAAACUGCUUGCAUUAUGCUGUGAAGAAGAGAUUCACCUUCUUUGAUUACCUACUCAUCAUCCUCUUGAUGCCCGUUCUGCUUAUUGGGUAUUUCCUGAUGGUGUCCAAGACCAAGCAGAACGAGGCCCUGGUGCGAAUGCUGCUGGACGCCGGCGUCGACGUCAACGCCACCGACUGCGCCGGCUGCACCCCGCUGCACUACGCCUGCCAGAUGAAGAACCAGACGCUCGUCCCCCUGCUGCUGGAGGCCCGGGCGGACCCCACCAUCAAAAACAAGCGAGGCGAGAGCUGCCUGGAGGUGGCGCGCAGACUGCGCUUCCCGCAGAUUGAGGCCAUGCUAAGGAAGGGCUCCUAACCCUGGGGACGCCGGAGACCUGCGGGACUGGAUCGCGUCCCCGGCUGCACCGGCUGCACCGCUGGGCGGCCGAGGACCUGGGCGAUUCCCGGCUUGGCAGGUGCCACGGUGACGCCGCUCCGGGGAGCUCCUGGCUGGUGGCCGCUGGGGACCCCGCAGCUCUCGGAGGGUCCGCUUCGGUCUCAGACUCAGGGUGUCCCGAGGAGGGAGGUGGCGGCUGCCUGGGUCGCUCCGAUGAGCUGCCCUCCUGGAGGCUGCGCUUCCCUGUGGCGCCUGGGGAUGGGCUCCCCCGUCCUGCUGCAGGAGCGAGAGGGGGAGCGAGACUGUCGGGCGGGGACGGGACGGGAAGGGAAGGGAAGGGACGGGCGGGACGGGACUGGACGAGGCGCUUCCUCUGUGAACCUUCACCGGCCACGCGCUCCAAUAAAAGCCCGUGUCGUCCCACUGGGAGUCUGCACGGAGGGGACGCGGCGCUGCCGCUCGGGGCUCGGGGCCUCCCCUCUUCCCCCCGGGAGCCGACAGGCCCUCUUGUC
Messenger RNA from Canis lupus familiaris (dog), 1519 nucleotides. It is a transcript of the gene ANKRD22, whose product is annotated as ankyrin repeat domain 22. The coding region runs from base 411 to 986 and encodes 191 amino acids. Gene Ontology annotation, molecular function: protein binding. The record is from RefSeq and is a predicted model, not a curated record. Lineage: Eukaryota; Metazoa; Chordata; Mammalia; Carnivora; Canidae. The transcript is spliced from 7 exons.